UAUUUGAGAGGCAGAGUUAGAGAAAGAGAGGUCUUCCAUCUGCUGGUUCACUCUCCAAAUGGAGUCAGGAGCUUUUCCAGGUCUCCCACGUAGGUGCUAGGACAGAAGGACUUGGGCCAUCUUCUACUGCUUUCCUAGGCCAUAGCAGAGAGCUGGAUUGGAAGUGGAGCAACCAGGACUUGAACCAGUGUCCAUAUGGGAUGCUGGCACUUCAGGCAGCGGCUUUCCCAACUAUGCCACAGCAUCAGGCCCAACAUCUUGUUCUUAAUUCUUCUAAUGUGACAGCCCAUGAACACUUUUCUGAAGUAGGGGGAGUCUUAGAGCUCUACAAGCUAUCAUAUUCUGCCAGAAGUGGCUAGGAUGCCCCCUGUUGGAAGUACAUGCCCUCCAAUUUUAAAUUUCACCUCUCCAUUUGCCAUUCUUAAACGGAUGGAAUAUAUCAAACUAUCAAGCAAGUACCCAAAAAAUAUUUGCUUUACCUAUUAUGCCUUCUACAGAGAAUCUGAUUCGUCUUACGUUUCACCACAAAAGUCAGAUCCAAUUUACCAUGCUCAACCACCCAAAAAAUAUCCUGUAUUUUGUAAUAAAUACACCUUCUCUAAACUGGUACCCUGUUUUCUUGUACCUUCUGGAACUACAAAUAUGCUGAUAGCCAGUAAGUGCCUGCACAAAUCAGACUUUCUUUUUUAAUAUUUAUUUAUUUAUUUGAAAAUCAGAGUAACACAGAGAGAGGAGAGGUAGAGAGAGAGGUCUUCCAUCCAAUGGUUCACUCCCCAAGUGGCCACAACGGCCGGAGCUGUGCCUAUCUGAAGACAGGAGCUUCUUCCGGGUCUCCCACGCGGGUGUAGGGGCCCAAGGACUUGUGGCCAUCUUCUGCUGCUUUCCCAGGCCAUAGCAGAGAGCUGGAUCAGAAGAGGAGCAGCCAGGACUAGAACCGGCUUCAGGCCAGGGCAUUAACCCACUGCACCACAGCGCUGGCCCCAAAAAUCAGACUUUCCAGCAAACCAAGGUCCAGUGAAUUGUCCAGCACAACCAACAGGAAAGAAUUCAAGUUGAAAAUACUGUUCCGUCCAUGGUAGGAACUGUAACUAUUAUAAGGGUACUUCAAAAGCAGAAGCUAUCACCCCACAAGUUUUCUAAAUCUGAACACAUACCAUAUUUGACCACCCUCUGCUCUAUCCAGCCCAGGAGAUACUAUUAGGAGUAUGCUAUCCCACAGUGGUCAGCCUAGGAAUCCCAGUUAGGUCACUAGAAUAUGUUAUAUGAAAUGUCCAGAAUUAUGAAUAAGCAAAUUCUUAAGGAACAUUUGUGGAAACAGAUGUUCCACCCUUAGAGUGUCAAGCAUUCUUUUCCAAGCAAUGUUUCCAAGCAACUGGAAACUCCUCACCUUGCUGAUUAAUAAACAGAAGUCAAAUGGUGGCACCUAGAAUAAAUCUGGGGAGACUAUCAGCAUAAUAGUUUACUUCAUGGUGAGCCCUCUUUGCUUGCUACCAUACUUAAAAUAGGUUCUCAAACUUUGGCCUAGCAGUCCAAUCACCUAUAACACUGGCUUACUAUGUUGUAGGCCUUUUAUAAGUUGUUAACAUCUCUGGUGUUUCCUUAUGGAGCCUUGGCGAGAUCCCUAAAUCCAGUUUGAGUUUCUUGGAUCAAUUCCUCUCUUCACCGUCACCUUCAACAAGUGCAACAGAACAGACCUGAAUAAGGCUGAGCUGCUUGUGGCAAAAAUCUCACAUAUUCAGGCAUUUCUAAAAACCCCUGUCACAGGCUGGCAUACUGCAGGACAGAGAAUGACCUCCACCUAUGCCUUAGUCUGCAUGUAAAUUUCAUCUCAGAACCUAACUUAAACAACAGAAUUUGCUGCUUUCCCUCCCCUUUCCUGCAAUUUAAUUCUUUACAGAUUUUGCAAUGGGGUGCGGACUUAGAAAGCUAGAAGACCCUGAUGAUAGCAGCCCUGGAAAAAUAUUUUCUACCCUGAAGAGACCGCAAGUGGAAACAAAGACAGAAUUUGCUUACGAAUAUGUAUUGCUGGAUUUUACAUUGCAAGCGAUGAAGAAAAUAUAUUGUAAAUGGAAUAUUAGUUUAAAUCCAAAAAAGGAGGAAAAUUGGAGGAAAUGGAUUCAUCCUGCUUCAUCAAACCCAGAAGUCAUCAAGAUAAAUUCAAUUCUGGAUAUAGUAGCAAAAGUGGAUGACUAUUAUCUUAAGGGAUAUGUUGUUGGGGCUAUUCAUCCUGUCAUACAACCUGUGGGGCAGCGAAAACACCUCCCAGCAAAUUACCUGUAUAGGGUGGUGCUAUUGCGCUUAAAAUUAAGCCCCAAGCAUCCAGCAGCACCCAGUGGACAAAAACGCCCAAGGCUUGUGAUUGAGGAAUGUCCUCUAACUUAUGAGACACAAACAAAUGAUGUAGCAAAAGAGCUGAUAGAAAAGAUUAAUGUCGCUGCUAAAAAAGGAAUGAAAUUUGUUGGGUUCAUACCACAACAUUAUCCAUCUAAAUUCUGCAAUGGAACCAGCCAUGACGGAGAUCUAGAAUCAAUGCUACAUGUGAGACACAGUUCAGAAGAAAACUGUAAAAGCUGGAAUGAAGGAACCUUAAGUGGGCAAUCGUCUGAAAGUGGAAUUGAAGAAGAACUUCAUCACGAAAGCAAACAGGAUCAAACGGAACAAAAUGGCAGCCCCACUUCCUCUAAAUCAAGAAAAGAAGAUAACAAGUUGUAUAUAGCCUUCAAUGCUUUUGAUGAUGAUUCAACCUGCUGGACCUAUCAGGAAGGCAUCCUUUCAAUGAAAGUAACAAGAAAAGGAGCUGUCAUCAGUACACUUGAUGCUGAUUGGCUGGAAUUAACUACAUUUUAUUAUAAGCAAGGCUUGUCUUUAAUUGAUUCUUUUGUAUCCUGGGAAACAUCUAAAGGAGACCAUUUGUCUAAAUCUUUGGAAGGAUUUUUUAUCUAUGAAGAAGAAGGCUCUGGAGUGCCAGGUUCUAAUAGGAAAGGAAAUGAUGCCAUUGUGGUAGAACAGUGGACUGUCAUUGAGGGCUGUGAAAUCAAAACGGAUUAUGGCCCUCUGUUGCACACACUGGCUGAAUUUGGAUGGCUUCUGACAAGCGUGUUGCCUACACCCAUACUGAGACAUGACAGUGAAGGGAAUUUGGCUACAAAGCAGAUCGUAUUUCUUCAGAGGCCAGUUACGUGGACAGCUGCUCAAACACCAGAAAGGAAGGGCAGCCGGCAUUUGAAGAGUGAAGACAGAAGCAAAGUCAGCAGCAGGAGCGUGGGGUCAGACACGGCCCUGCCACCGCCCACGGAGGGCAGACCCCUGCCGGAGGAGUGCCUCCUCUCCGCUUCCAGAGAGUGCUGGACGCGGGAGGGGCGGCCGGCCCUGAACAGCGGCUUCUCCGGGGGCAGCAGCAGCGACAGCGUCCUCCGGGAGUUAGACGAGGGACAGUUUGACCAGGAGGACGGAGUGACUCAGGUCACUUGCAUGUGAGCCGCAAGGUGAGGCAACGCGAGGCUCUGUAAAUAAUUAUUAAAAUAAAUGCCAGGAAUCCUGUAUUUCAUUCUCUGCAUUUAUGUAAUAUUUCUGAAUUUUUCCAGACUCAGCCUUCCCUCUAAUCUGUGUAAACUUUGGCUCAACCUCCUGGACAAGGAAGAAUAAUCAAUGUAUUUGUAAAUUUAGUCAUGUUUAUGCUUCUCUCAAGUACAACAUCUGGUUAAACAGAUGUCCCAUUGGGCUAUUAAGCAAUGAUCUACUUCCGUUUCUCAUGAAUGUACAAAGUAUACAAUUCCUAGUAAAAAAGAUUAUCUUAACCAGUAUUUUUCCUAAUUAGAGAGUUCUCAAGGAAAUCAGUCCUCUUAAGAUGAAAAAUAAUUCUCUCUCCCUCUCUCUCUCACACACACACACAGUACUGAAAACAAACACCUACUUCCUGAAUACAACAAUUAAAUCAAAUGUUGUCUUUGACUAUGGCAUGGAAAUAUAAAGCAAGUCCCUAUUUGUUGAAAUAUUCCUUGAGAAACAAAUCCUUUCUGUAUGUUUUUGCUUUUAAAGGGUCCCCAUUAUCAACCCUGUUCUGAUACAUUGAACCUAAACAUUGUGGCUCCUAAUAGUCUAGAAACAGAGCAAAGCAGCAUUUCUUAAAACUCAAUAUGAAAAUAACCUACAAUAUCUAAGUGUAAAAACCUUAGUAGAGAGAAUUUUCGUUCUUUUAAAUUGCAAAUACCAAUUGCAAAUGGAAAAACAUCAACCUCAAAUAGAAGUUGAAGUUUUUUACAUAUCUCUAGAUUUGAUGUGUGCUUUUACUUUGACUUGCUACAUCCUGAAGAAUCAGAACUGUCAGCCCUGCGGGAGGAAGAAAGCACUCACAGCGCAUGCGACAUGCCAUGUGUACAGCGACCUCUCGGUUCCUGUCUGCUUUUCUUGCCUUUGCUAAUAGGAAUGCCCGUGCCUUGCUCCAACAUUUAACAAGCAAAGAUUUAAAUUCUACAAAAUAGGAGACUCUCAUUUUUAUGUAUACAAGCCUUACUUUGCAAAGCAGGCACCUUCAAGUGAAUUACAACUGACUUCGUCAUUGAUAAAUUAAGCCUGUUCUAUAUUUCUACUAGCAUUGAUGAUGACAUUGUAAAAUCAUUUAAAGAAUAAAAUGUCAUUUGUUA
Oryctolagus cuniculus (rabbit) is the source of this 4643-nucleotide messenger RNA. The record is from RefSeq and is a predicted model, not a curated record. NCBI's taxonomy places the organism in Eukaryota, Metazoa, Chordata, Mammalia, Lagomorpha, Leporidae.